AAUAGAUCGCAGUUACCCAGGAUAAAGCCCUUUGACAGUGCUAUCGAAAUAACCCCGCUAAAUUCGCAGUUGCUUUCAAAAUUGACAAUAAAAAUGUACGAAGAAUUUAUCGAAUCCGCCACCAAAGCGGUUCUCACAAUGGCUACCGCAAUGUUACUGUACCAAUCGGACGCACUGGAUGAACUACACCAAAUUGUUGAGCAGUCAGAGGCCACUGGAGGGGAACACGAAAUUUACAGUGAAGGGCCCUCUGCUCUCGGAAGAAGCAUUCCAAGGCACGAUCCCAUGACAGAAUCUUACAUUGACCAACUGGAACAAUCACAAACGAUCCAUUUAGGCGCGGAUACUCCUUUGGUCCCCGAUGAAAGUGGCGAAUCGUUUCGCCUGAUCCGCACUACUAGACCAGUGCGUCAACGUGAUUUACGCGAUGCUCCUGGAUUGUAUCGCUCGUACGAAGCCCCACCUCCAAUGCCGUUAGCGGAAACUCCCGAUGCCGAGAGUAGACCAACAAUAACACCACCACGAAUAGGCCAUCGAAAGCCGCUCGCACAGAGAUUUAUUAGAAAAGAAACAGCUCAAAGCCAACCUCCGGUUGGAGAAGUCGAGUCCUUCCGGAUUGUUCGACCUGCCAGAACACCUGUACGUUUCGAACAAUCUGCAGAGUCUAACUUAGAACGGUCUUAUAUUGCACCCAGAACGCCGGCAGCUUAUCAAACUCCUAGAAGACCCAUUCCUAUAUCACCCGGAGAGGAUCUUGAUGCCGUUACUAUGCCAGAUGAAUCUUUGCUGUCAUUUGCUGGUUCACCAGCUGAAGAAUCCUUUCGAAUAGCACGUUCGUCUGGUCGCGUUGGUUGGCGAGAUCAUACUAGACACUCUGGUCUGUACGGUUCUUACACAGCAGCCCAACAAACUCCGGUGUUAGAUGAGAGUUCGUUCAGAAUCUCACGACCUGCUGGUGGUAUUCAAAGAAGACAUGUAGGAUACGUCGAUCCAGGCAAUUACCGUUCAUUCGAAAGUACGCAUCCAAUACGAACGCGACCUCUUCCGAACGUAUCCACGACGGAGAACUUAGACAGUAUUCUGCUUAACGACACCACUCUACCUUCAUUUGCGGAAUCGUCUCGCCACAGAAAUCGUAGCGAAACGCCACAACUGUCUUGUAUUCGACCGGAUUCAACCCGGAGAGCCUAUACAACCUUCAACGAACCUCCUAGUGUGCCCUUUCCCGAGCUUUCGAGGAUGCCUCCCACCAUAAGAAGAUCAUCUACCCAGGAGGAGGAAGUAACUGAACAAGAAUACCUGCACGAUAUUGAACCGGACUUCGCUCCCGAACUUAACUCAACAAUCCUAAGUGAAAACGGCGGCUCACAGCUGGAUGAAACCAUUUACAAGCUGCUAAACCGAAUCAGUCGCCAGGUGGAGAUUAUUCGCGCCGAUGAACGGGUCGGAAUACUGCGAAGAAGCUCGGAUGACUACGAUUUUGAGCUGGGUAGAAUGAGAGAUUGAUUGGUUUAACAGGCGUUUACCCGUGUAUUGUAGCGAAUAAAGCACCGCAACAAAGGU
Molecule: messenger RNA, 1563 nt
Organism: Wyeomyia smithii (pitcher-plant mosquito)
Lineage: Eukaryota; Metazoa; Arthropoda; Insecta; Diptera; Culicidae
Exons: 3
Coding region: 94-1506 (470 amino acids)
Source: RefSeq, a predicted model, not a curated record